CCUCUGUGCUCUGAUUGGCUGACGCUGCAGUGAUGCUCUCUGCAUCCUGCUCCCACCGUCGACAGGGCAGGAGGGAGGGAAGCUGGAAGCGCGGUCGGGAAAAUCAUCACAACACAGGGGGGGGGGUUAAUUAUCCAUUAUACCGUUCUCCUCAUUUGGUAGAGAAACUGACACUCAACUAAACAUGUCUGCAGAAACAGAAGUAGCUGCUGUUACCAACUCGUGACUGCUGGAACAACACGUCCUACGCGCUGAGAGGCUGAUCAGCUCUUAGAAAGUCUCACCUUUACACCCCGGGAACUGUGAGCAGGUUAACCCAGAGGCCACCAGCAUGCCUAUCAACGAUCCAGAAAGCAUACUGAGCUACCAGAGGCCAGAUGAGGAGGUGGUGGUGGACCAGGGAGGGACCAGCUCAGUACUGAACAUCCACUAUGAGAAAGAGGAACUAGAAGGCCACAGGACCCUGUUUGUGGGGGUCCGGAUGCCCCGGCAGAGCCACCGUCACUCCAAGGCCCACGGCUCGCGCCAUCGCAAGAGAGACAGACGGGCUGGAAGCCAUGCGACACAACAAAGCGAGGAAGCUGAGACAAAUGCCUCCAGUCACGACACACCGUCCCAGCGGGUCCAGUUCAUUCUGGGCACAGAGGAAGACGCUGAACAUGUGGCCCACGAGCUUUUCACUGAGCUGGACGAGAUCUGUGUGAAGGAUGGCAAGGAUGCUGAGUGGAAGGAAACAGCCAGGUGGCUGAAGUUUGAGGAGGACGUAGAGGAUGGCGGGGAGAGGUGGAGCAAGCCGUAUGUUGCUACUCUCUCCCUUCACAGCCUGUUUGAGCUCCGCAGCUGCCUCAUCAACGGCAGCGUGUUGCUCGAUAUGCACGCUGACAGCAUCGAAGAGAUCGCAGACAUGGUGCUGGACCACCAGGAGGCGUCCCAUGAGCUGGACGACAGUGUGAGGGUAAAGGUGCGUGAAGCUCUUCUGAAGAGACACCACCACCAAAACGAGAAGAAGAAGAACCUGAUGCCCAUUGUACGCUCCAUUGCAGAGGGAACACGCAAACAGUCCGAGACCCAUCUGACAGGGUCAGCCACAUCUCCCGUACCUCCUCCAGCCACAGAGUCAGCUAAAAAUGGAGGCGGACAGGACAGCAACCAGGUGGACCUCAGUAAGGUGGACAUGCACUUCAUGAAGAAGAUUCCAGAGGGGGCUGAGGCCUCUAAUGUCCUGGUGGGAGAACUGGACUUCCUGGAGAAUCCCAUUGUUGCGUUUGUGCGCCUCUCCCCCGCUGUGCUUCUCACAGGGCUUACUGAGGUCCCCAUACCUACCAGGUUCCUCUUCAUUCUCCUGGGCCCCGAUGGAAAGGCUCAGCAAUACCACGAGAUUGGACGCUCCAUGGCCACCAUCAUGACAGAUGAAAUCUUCCACGAUGUAGCGUACAAGGCAAAGGACAGAAGUGACCUACUUGCUGGGAUAGACGAGUUCCUGGAUCAGGUGACGGUCUUGCCUCCGGGAGAGUGGGACCCCUCCAUCCGUAUCGAGCCCCCAAAGAUGAUCCCCUCUCAGGAGAAGAGGAAGAUGCCUGGAGUCCCUAAUGGCACAGCCUGCCAGGUGGAGGAAGAGCUACAUGCUGAGCACCACGGGCCAGAGCUGCAGAGAACUGGAAGGUUAUUUGGCGGUCUGAUCCUGGACAUAAAAAGGAAAGCUCCGUUCUAUCUGAGUGACUUUAAGGACGGCAUGAGCCUACAGUGUGUGGCCUCCUUCCUCUUCCUUUACUGUGCCUGCAUGUCUCCUGUCAUCACGUUUGGAGGACUGCUGGGGGAAGCAACUGAGGGACGCAUUAGUGCCAUAGAGUCCUUACUGGGUGCUUCUAUGACUGGAGUGGCCUACUCUUUGUUUGCUGGGCAACCUCUCACCAUUCUCGGCAGCACAGGUCCUGUGCUUGUUUUUGAGAAAAUCCUCUUCAAGUUCUGCAAAGACUUCGACCUGUGCUAUCUCUCGCUGAGGACUUGCAUUGGCCUGUGGACGGCCCUGCUGUGUUUGCUGCUUGUAGCCACAGAUGCUAGCUCUUUGGUGUGCUACAUCACACGGUUCACAGAGGAAGCCUUUGCCGCCCUCAUCUGCCUAAUCUUUAUCUACGAAGCCUUGGAGAAGCUUAUUCAUCUUGGAGAAGUGUACCCCUUUAAUGCACACAGUGAUCUGGACAAACUCACUCUGGCUUACUGCCGAUGUACAGAGCCUGAUAAUCCCAGUAAUAAAACCUUAGAACUGUGGAGUAAAAGAAAUAUCACAGCCUUUACCGUACCCUGGGCCAACCUCACUGUGAAGGAGUGUGUAAAUCUGCAAGGCCAGUUCGUUGGGACAGCUUGUGGCCACCAUGGCCCCUACACCCCAGACGUUCUCUUCUGGUCCACCAUUUUGUUCUUCUCAACCUUCUUCAUGUCUGCCUUCCUUAAACAAUUUAAGACAAGUCGUUAUUUCCCCACCAAGGUGCGGUCCAUGAUCAGUGACUUUGCAGUGUUCCUCACCAUUGCUGUCAUGGUUCUGCUUGACUAUGCAAUUGGCGUUCCCUCCCAGAAGCUGAAGGUUCCCAGCAAAUUCCAGCCCACCAGAGAUGAUAGAGGUUGGCUUAUCAGUCCAAUUGGGCGCAACCCAUGGUGGACGGUCCUGGCUGCAGCUAUUCCUGCAGUUCUCUGCACCAUCCUCAUCUUCAUGGACCAACAGAUCACUGCUGUCAUCAUAAACCGCAAAGAGCACAAGCUACUGAAAGGUUGUGGGUACCAUCUCGACCUGCUGAUGGUGGGGGUGAUGCUGGCUGUGUGCUCCAUCAUGGGCCUGCCCUGGUUCGUAGCAGCCACCGUCCUAUCCAUCUCACACGUCAACAGCCUGAAGCUGGAAUCAGGGAGCUCGGCACCUGGAGAACAGCCACGCUUUCUGGGCAUCAGAGAGCAGAGAUUAACAGGCCUGGUCAUCUUCUUGCUCAUGGGCUGCUCUGUUUUCAUGACUGGAGCCCUGCAGUUCAUUCCUAUGCCAGUGUUGUAUGGUGUGUUCCUUUACAUGGGAGCCUCUUCAUUGAAAGGGAUCCAGUUUUUUGACCGUCUGAAGUUGUUCGGCAUGCCAGCCAAGCAUCAGCCAGACUUCAUCUACCUGCGUCAUGUGCCUUUGAGGAAAGUGCACCUGUUCACUGUCACCCAGCUCACCUGUCUGGUGCUGCUCUGGGUCAUCAAGACUUCCCCUGCUGCUAUCGUUUUCCCCAUGAUGGUGUUGGCUCUUGUUUUUAUCCGCAAGCUGUUGGACUUGUGCUUCUCUAAACGAGAGCUAAGUUACCUGGAUGAUUUGAUGCCUGAGUGGAAGAAAAAAACCCUCGAUGAUGCCUCCAAAAAGACAGAUGAGGAAUCACAGGUUAUGCUCAGUGCCAAGACGGAUGAUACAACUUCUGUUCAGAUUUCCAUGGAGAGCAGCAAGCCAGCUCAGACUCCAAAAGCACAUGACCCCAGGUGUGACCCCUCUGAUAUUAAUAUAUCUGAUGAAAUGUCUAAAACCACCGUGUGGAAAUCCCUAACCUCCAAUCAAAGGGACACUCGUCCUGUGGCUGCUAAGAAGGAUUGAAGGGAUGGAGUUCAUAGACGAAUAAAGGAUAUCCACAGCCUGGCAGGCUCAGCUGUGUCACAUGACUGCAGCUCUGGACCACGGGACACUGUGAUCUGGAGGCUUUGACUGUCAGCCACUUCAGUGCUUAAGAUAAAAGUCUUGAUGAUUUCUACCAGCUACACGCAACACAUAAUACUGAUAACACAAAAGACGUACCUGCAUGCUCUUCUAUCUUUGUGAGGACUCACUUCCCAAAACCAAAACUCUGACCGUAAUUCUGACCCUUUGAGCAGACACUAAUUGCACCAACCUUUUAAACCAAACACAACAGCCAUGUAAAAAAGUGGAAAACCUUCAUCUUAACUGUCCUCAUCUUCUAUGUUCAGAAAGCCUUUGGUGAUGAGUUCUGGCUUGUACACUGCCUUUGGCUUUCCAUCUAAGAUGUGAGGUUGAAUGAUGAUACAAAGGGGGAAACUUUCCCCUGUGGCUGGUAAAAAAUGAAAUAGUAUUUGAAUGGCUCAGUUUGAGUUAAAUUGUGUAGAGCAAUGGGACAGGCUUUGGUAAUGUAAUCUAGCGACAGAUCCUGGAUUUUAUCCGCCUACAUUGGCAGUAAAUAAUGGAGGACACUGUGACAACUGCUGGCAGCCACAGUGAUUCACUUAGAUAUGGGGACAUUUGUUGAUUCACAGCUGAAAGCCCUGCAUUUAUUUAAUACCCAUUGGGAGGUAACAUCUCAAUCUGCCAAACUCUGUCACCCGUCUAUUCCCAAAGUGUCAACCAAAAAGUGUGGCUGGUUUGUUUUUAGCUCUCAGGGACACAGCUGCUGUUGGUCUAUAAAUAUAGUCUUUACUGCCCAACAUCAAUGAAACAGUCCAUCGUAAAUUAUUUUGUAUUCCUUAGGUUAAUGCCAGAGCUUACCAUGGCUAUAGACUUGAUCUAGCACAGAUAAUAAGAUCAUACUAAAGCAUUCUAAAAUAACAGGCCAGGGAAAAAUUAUUCCGUCAAAAAGCUUACAAUGGCCACUGUUUUCUGAUCCUUAAGGAAGGUAUUGAUUUAACUUUCGGAGAAUGUAGCUUUUGGCACUGUU
This is a messenger RNA of Labrus mixtus (cuckoo wrasse), 4673 nucleotides long. RefSeq names its product solute carrier family 4 member 8 (gene slc4a8). Lineage: Eukaryota; Metazoa; Chordata; Actinopteri; Labriformes; Labridae. Gene Ontology annotation, molecular function: sodium:bicarbonate symporter activity; solute:inorganic anion antiporter activity; monoatomic anion transmembrane transporter activity. Bases 332 to 3604 code for a protein of 1090 amino acids. The record is from RefSeq and is a predicted model, not a curated record. The transcript is spliced from 25 exons. Gene Ontology annotation, cellular component: plasma membrane. Gene Ontology annotation, biological process: regulation of intracellular pH; monoatomic anion transport; transmembrane transport.